GUGGUCGAUAAAACAAAGAUAUCCUUUAUUGUACAUGUACUUAUUAACUGCCAUGUGCAUCAAUGGAAGGCAUGAGCAAAUGUGUCGAAUUAAGUGUAAAAUAUAUUUUAUUGCACGUGGGUCAUAGAAAUAAAUCAGUUACAAAGAUGUCAAUCGUGAGAGAUUAAACGAGGAUACGUAUAGGAGAUCGUAUUCAUAUGAUAUAAAUGAGAGCAGCGGACAAUGGUACGGAUCCGGUGGCGGCGUGAGCAGCGUCCGCAAACACUUUCCGGAAACCUGGCUGUGGCUGAACGAGUCUGUGAGCUCAACUGGCAGCGUGAACAUUGCUGAUAUGGUACCGGAUACCAUAACGACCUGGGUCGCCACGGGUUACGCCCUGAAUGAGAAAACUGGACUUGGUGUCGCUAAAGAGUCUGCCAACGUGACCGCCUAUCUGCCGUUCUUUGUCAGCCUACAUUUACCAUUCUCCAUCGUGUCCGGUGAGAUUGCUGUAAUUCAAGCCCUCGCCUUCAAUUACUUCCCGCACGACCUUUACGUAACGGUCAGGCUAAAGCCAUCUCCUAAACAGUUCGUGGGGCUGAUUGUGAACAAAUAUGGACAGGAGGAGGAACAAAAGGAGGACAUCGAACAUUGUAUUCUGGUUCGCGCAGACACAGUGGAGUCUGCCUACUUCAUGAUCAAACCCAAGACCGUCGGCACCAUUGACCUUACCGUGGAGGCUCUGACCACGAGGGGCCGUGACGUCAUCCAGAGGCAGCUCAUCGUUAAGCCUCCCGGAUUGCAAGAACAAGUCAACGUUGCCACGUUUAUCUCCUUGACAACGAACGGCAAGUUCGAGAAGGAAGUCCCGGUGGUGUACCCACUCCGUAUUGUACCCGGCUCGCAGAGGGUCCAGGUGUCGGUCAUUGGUGACCUCUUUGGCCCGUCGUUAGAACACUUGGACCACCUUCUACAGAUGCCAUACGGCUGCGGGGAGCAAAACAUGGUGCGCUUCGCACCCGCCGUGGCCGCUGCAACCUAUCUGAAGGCCACCAGUCGCCUGUCAGAGACUCUUCAGCGGAGGGUUAUAGAAAUCAUGGAAACAGGUUACCAAAGGCAACUGACGUAUAAGCACUCCAACGGCUCGUACAGCGCGUUCAGUCACGAGAAUGGCAGUUUGUGGCUGACGGCGUUCGUGCUUAAGUCGUUCGCGCAGGCACGGAAGUUUGUCUACAUCGACCAGGUGGUUGUGGAGACGGGGGUACGGUUCUUACUGGAUCACCAGAACCAGGACGGCAGCUUCCGGGACUCCGGCUUCGUGCAUAACAAGGCGUUGCAGGGGAGUUCGGCCUCGACAAGCAAGUCACUGGCCAGCUUUAUCCUGAUAACGUUGAAGGAGAUCAUAGACUCUGCGGUUAUGGAAAACAAGACCCUCACAGCAGAAGUGGGUCACGCCAUUCUGCGCACGUGGACGCACCUGUCGGCGGCGGCGGAACGGAUGACGGGCGACUACGAGAUGGCGAUCACCGCUUACACCCUGGCGCUCAUGGGGAAGGGUGGCCACGACGAACUGCUGGGACGACUCGAGAAGAGCCGCAGCGCUAGAGGCGACGGGGACACGCGAUUCUGGGAACAUUCUGUGAAAAGUCAGGAAAUCGAGAUAGCGGGUUACGCUCUGUUGGCAUACGCGCGACUGAGAGACACCGCGCGGGGACUUCCGGUACUUCGGUGGCUGGUGAAGCAGAGGACGCCUUAUGGUGGCUUUUUAUCAACACAGGACACGGUCGUGGCACUCCAAGGCCUUGCAGAGUUUGCGAUCUUGACCUACAGCAAGGACGUUUCCAUGUCGAUAACCAUCGACGAUACGGCCUCCGUUCAUAACGUCACCAUCAAUUCCGACAACAUGGAUGUCUUGCAAAUACUCGAGGUUCCACCGGAAGCGCGUGCUGUUACGGUGAAGGCGGUGGGCAGAGGGCUGGCACUCAUAGAGAUGUCUGUGUUUUACAACGUUUUAACUGAAGAGAGGAGCUCCAACUUCGACCUCCGGGUAACUACCAACUCCACGGACGCACAGAGAUUUGAGUUGAACGUUUGCGCUAGGUGGUUAGGUUCAGACGACAGCGGCAUGGUUCUUAUGGAGAUGGCCUUCCCGUCCGGGUUCGAGCCCGAGCCCAUCCGUGUCCAGCAUCUUGACGAGGUCAAGAUAGAGGAAAACUACGUCGUGCCGGACCGACGGGAAAUGGACCAUGGACACCUGGUUCUGUACUAUAACAAGAUGACGUCAGACCUGCAUUGUUACCAGGUUAAGGUUCAACGGAAAUCCAUAGUUGUUAAACCACAACCCGUGCUGGUACGAGUGUAUUCGUACUACGAUACAGACCACAAAGCCUCUGCACUGUACAUCCCCACGUAUCUCAAGAAGCCCGGAGUUUGUGACUUAUGCGGCUACGAGUGUGGCUGUGGGUACAAUCCAGACGCUGUACCCCAGGAGCGGUGUGGGUUCAGCUCGACAAUGAGGCACACCUAUCCCCAGCAAGAGAUGUUCCCGCAGCCCCAGACUGCCAUACAUCCCCAUAUGGCUAUGUACCCCCAGCCUGCGGCCUCGCCCCUCGUCCCGGGCAGAUAUGUAGAGAACAUAACCUCCUUCUCGAACUUCACCCAGCGCCUGCGUCCGAACAUGUGGCGGAGGGGGCAGACUGUCCCAGUUUCAAUUACCAGACGUUUGGAUGAGGUACCAGUUCACCGUACAGUAAGCGUCCAGAAUUCGGGACCACCAAUGAAUGUCGAUCCAGCUUUUGGCCUUUACCCUACUGCUUUCUCCGGCUUUCCGGGUAUGCCCAACGGGUACUCGAGACAAAUAAGCACCAGGGGACAGACGCCCAUAUUCGAUAUGAACUCUGUCCUAGGUAAGUCUAAUCGUGCCAUCCCUUCCGGCUUUCCGGACAUGACCGGGUUCUCGAGACGAAUACGUACCAGGGGAGAGACGCCCAUAUCUGAUAUGAACUCUGUCCUAGCUAACUGGGGUCCCGUGUAGGUUCUGCGUCAUUAAUUAAGAUCUUCGAAUGAGCGUGUUUAUUUUACACAGGCAACAUACACGCAGAAGUUAGUGAUGGUAUUAUUUUUAUAGAUACACUAAAACUGUGCAUGGAACUGUGCAUGUUCCAUGCACUAGAGAACGAACAUAGUACAUGUUUAUAAUAUUAAGGUAAAUCUUUUAUUUUUUAUUGUAUUCGCAGAUAAGUAUGUACCACAGGAAAGCUGUGAUAUGAAGGUUAUGUUUGACCUUUUUAUAUACCACACAAUCUGUAAUAUAAUAUCGAGGCAAACCAGACUGAUAAAAUUAUAAUGCUCGUAUAGAUGUUAACAAAACGUGAAAUAAGUUGUAAUGUUAAUGUAUGACUAUGUAUUACUGUUAAC
Molecule: messenger RNA, 3396 nt
Organism: Dreissena polymorpha
Lineage: Eukaryota; Metazoa; Mollusca; Bivalvia; Myida; Dreissenidae
Product: CD109 antigen-like
Exons: 20
Coding region: 332-3013 (893 amino acids)
Cellular component (GO): extracellular region
Molecular function (GO): endopeptidase inhibitor activity
Source: RefSeq, a predicted model, not a curated record